AUGGACACUGAGUCGACCCACUCGGGCUACUCCUAUCACUCCAGCCGCUCCGGGAGAUCAAACCGACAUGGGGAUCGAAGCCGUGAGCGGCACAAGGCCAGCAGCAGCAAAGACAGCAGUCGCUCUGAGAGGUCUGUUGUCAUCAACCCCCCCGACACACCAUCCCAGGACUCCCCUGUUCACAAUGGAGAGCCACUGCCCGGAGAACCCACACCAGCGGUAGAUCCUGGCGAUGACGCCCAGGUAUUGAUACUGAAGACAGAUGAUAACUGGGGCGAAACCACCACCGCAGUGACAGGCACCUCAGAGCUGAGUGUUUCCCAGGAGGAAGUGGUUGGACUGGGGAAGGGAAUACAGGACAGGACCCAAGGCUUCCGUCGCUAUCUUCCCCUAGCUGUGGGCUCAUGUGUGGGGCUGCUGGUCCUGGCAACGCCCCUGGUCUUCUUGCUUCUUCCAGCUGUAAUGUGGCCCGACAGACUGCAGGCUUGUGGUGCAGCCUGCGAGGGCCUCUUCCUCUCCAUCUCCUUCAAGCUCCUCAUCCUCCUAGUGGCCAUUUGGGCCUUGUUUCUCCGACCGGGUCGCGCCAGCCUGCCCAGGGUGUGCGUCUACCGUGCCUUCCUCACUACACUCACGCUCCUGCUCACUAUGUCUUAUUGGCUCUUCUAUGGAGUCCGGAUCCUCGAUGCACAGGAUGAGGACUACCAUGGUAUCGUCCAGUUUGCCGUGUCCCUCGUGGACUCCCAGCUGUUUGUCCACUACCUGGCCGUGGUGCUGCUGGAGCUCCGCCAGCUCCAGCCCUGCUACAGCGUGUGUGUCAUCCGCUCCACAGACGGGGAAACACGUCACUACAACAUAGGACAGCUCAGCAUUCAGAGGGCCGCUCUGUCCAUUUUGGAGUAUUACUACAGAGAUUUUCCACUCCAUAACCCAGCACUUCUCUCUGCCUCGAAGCACCGGGCUGCCAAACACCUGGCCGGGUUAAAGGUCUACAACGUGGACGGGGCUCAGCCUGGUAAUGGGAAUCAGUCACGGGCGAUGGUUACAGCUGCCGCCAAACGCAAAGACAGCGCCCACAAUGAGCUGUACUACGAGGAGGCCGACUACGAGAGAAGAGUCCGCAAACGUAGAGCCAGGCUUGUGGUGGCUGUAGAAGAGGCCUUCACUCAUGUCCGGCGGAUGAAGAAAGAGGAUGAGCGUGCGGCCCCCUCUGACAUUAUGGAUGUUCGUGAAGCUGCUCUGGCAAUAUUUCCCUCUAUGGCACGUGCCCUGCAGAAGUACCUCCGCACAACCAGGAGGCAGCACUGCCACAGCAUGGAGAGCAUCCAGAAACACUUGGCUUUCUGCCUCGUCAAUAACAUGAGCCCAAAGGCCUUCCUCGAGGCCUACCUGGCCCCUGGUCCCACCCUGCAGUACGGCCCCGAGCGCUGGAUGGCUGAUCAGUGGACUUUGGUCAGCGAGGCUUCUGUCACCAAUGGCGUAAAGGAGGGGUCAGAGUUCCUGCUGAGGUGUCUGGACUUUAGCUUAGCCGUUACCGUCAAGAGCAUCCCUUACAUCCGACUGACUGAGGAGUACAUCGACCCCAAGUCGCAUAAGUUUAUACUGCUGCUUCAAUCAGAAACCUCAGUUUAAC
Seriola dumerili (greater amberjack) is the source of this 1630-nucleotide messenger RNA. RefSeq names its product vang-like protein 1. The record is from RefSeq and is a predicted model, not a curated record. Gene Ontology annotation, biological process: multicellular organism development. Gene Ontology annotation, cellular component: plasma membrane. Lineage: Eukaryota; Metazoa; Chordata; Actinopteri; Carangiformes; Carangidae. The transcript is spliced from 8 exons. The coding region runs from base 1 to 1629 and encodes 542 amino acids.